AUGAAAACUGUUAAUAUUUGGUACCAAACAAAACAACUUGAAGAACAUAAAAUAAAUUCAUUUAUGCGAAUAUUGGCAGAAAAAACUGGAAUCAAUUGUGAAGGUUGCAAGAUCACUAAUCAAGCAGCUCAUUAUGAAUGGCCAAAGAAUAGUGUUCAGAAGGCUAUACUAAAUAGUUUAAUGACAAUUUUAAAAACUCCUAAACCAUUAUUAGAUACCCAAAAUUAUCAGCCUAAUAUACUUUCUACUACUGACUCAUAUAAUCAAUUCAGAUUUGCAAGACAAAUUUAUCAAGAUCUUGUAUCAAAAUUGCAAACAACUUUACCACAAGCAAAAUCAUCGAAACCACAAGCAACUCCACCACAAGUGAAUAUGUUAUCAAGAUUACCUUUGCACCAAUUACUAUUAGUUCCGAAUGAAGGCUUAGAAAUUCAAAAAUUUCAAGCAAUGCAAAAAGAAUUUCAAAAAAUUCAAACAACUCAAAAAGAAUUUCAAGAAAUUCAAACAACUCAAAAGGAAAUUCAAGAAAUUCAAGUGACACAAAAAGAAUUUCAAGAAAUUCAAGCAACCCAAAAAAAAUUUCUUCAAGGAGAUUUAUUUAUGAAUUUAAGCAUUACAUUUCAU
Molecule: messenger RNA, 624 nt
Organism: Racocetra fulgida
Lineage: Eukaryota; Fungi; Glomeromycota; Glomeromycetes; Diversisporales; Gigasporaceae
Source: the annotation of a GenBank genome assembly